Molecule: messenger RNA, 1154 nt
Organism: Lacerta agilis (Sand lizard)
Lineage: Eukaryota; Metazoa; Chordata; Lepidosauria; Squamata; Lacertidae
Gene: PITX1
Product: paired like homeodomain 1
Exons: 4
Coding region: 178-1062 (294 amino acids)
Biological process (GO): anatomical structure morphogenesis; regulation of transcription by RNA polymerase II
Cellular component (GO): nucleus
Molecular function (GO): DNA-binding transcription factor activity, RNA polymerase II-specific; RNA polymerase II cis-regulatory region sequence-specific DNA binding
Source: RefSeq, a predicted model, not a curated record
UCCCGCGAAAGGCUCGGAGAGCGGAGUCGACAUGUACCCUGGCAGGACGCUUAGAGCGCGCUGAGGAGGAGGAGGAGGCCGCCCCCGCCGCCGCUGCUAUCCUAAUUUUAGCAGCCCGUUCUCUACUGGGAUAACAUACGAGGUGCUCCAGAAGACCGGGGCGCGAGCAAGGGUGGGAUGAAUUUGGAAAGGGUUCCCGACGGCUUGAGAGCUCCCCAGGCGCCCCACGACAUGGCUUCCAGCUUCCAUUUGCAGAGAUCGUCCGAGGCCAGGGAAGCGAUCGAGAAUUCCGCCAGCGAAUCGUCCGACACCGAAGUCCCAGAAAAGGAGCGAAGCGGCGUGCAGAAAAGCGACGACGGGAACGUGGAUGACCCGGCGAAGAAGAAGAAGCAGAGGCGGCAAAGGACGCACUUCACCAGCCAGCAGCUGCAGGAGCUGGAGGCCACUUUCCAGAGGAACCGAUACCCGGACAUGAGCAUGAGGGAGGAGAUCGCGGUGUGGACCAACCUCACGGAGCCCCGAGUCAGGGUGUGGUUCAAGAACCGGCGCGCCAAGUGGCGGAAGCGGGAGCGCAACCAGCAGAUGGACCUGUGCAAGAGCGGCUACGUGCCGCAGUUCAGCGGCCUGAUGCAGCCCUACGAGGAGGUGUACGCGGGCUACCCGUCCAACUACUGGCACGCCAAGAGCCUGGCGCCGGCGCCGCUCUCGUCCAAGAGCUUCACCUUCUUCAACUCCAUGAGCCCGCUCUCGUCGGCGCAGUCCAUGUUCUCGGCGCCCAGCACGCUGCCCUCCAUGAGCAUGCCGUCGUCCAUGGGCCACUCGGCCGUGCCGGGCGUGCCCAACGCGGGCCUCAACAACCUGAGCGGCUCGUCGCUCAACACGGCCAUGUCGUCGCCCGCCUGCCCCUACGGCCCGCCGGGCUCGCCCUACAGCGUCUACCGGGACACUUGCAACUCCAGCUUGGCCAGCCUGAGGCUCAAGUCCAAGCAGCACUCGAACUUCGGCUACAGCGGCCUGCAGAGCCCCGGCUCCACCCUCAACGCCUGCCAGUACAACAGCUGACGGGCCGGCGCCUCCGCACAGGGACCGCGGCGGCUGCGCGAAGGGGCCCCAGGGAGCCCCGCAGGAGGAAGGGCGCGGCGGCGGCGGCGGGG